Messenger RNA from Penicillium mononematosum, 957 nucleotides. RefSeq names its product Mrp/NBP35 family ATP-binding protein. Gene Ontology annotation, biological process: iron-sulfur cluster assembly. Gene Ontology annotation, molecular function: 4 iron, 4 sulfur cluster binding; ATP binding; ATP-dependent FeS chaperone activity. NCBI's taxonomy places the organism in Eukaryota, Fungi, Ascomycota, Eurotiomycetes, Eurotiales, Aspergillaceae. The coding region runs from base 1 to 957 and encodes 318 amino acids. The transcript has 3 exons. Gene Ontology annotation, cellular component: cytosol. The record is from RefSeq and is a predicted model, not a curated record.
AUGCCUCUUACCGGGGUAAAGAAUGUUGUUUUGGUCCUUUCCGGCAAAGGAGGUGUAGGCAAAUCCUCCGUCACACUGCAACUGGCCCUCGCGCUCUCGCUCCAAGGCAAAUCGGUCGGAAUCCUCGACAUCGACCUGACAGGACCUUCAAUGCCACGACUAGUCGGACUUGAAGAUGCAAAGAUCACACAAGCGCCAGGCGGGUGGAUGCCAGUACCUGUUCACGGGACUGAAUCCGCAGCUGAAGCCGAUGGCUCAGCGCCCUCAACACAACCCCAGCGCGGUUCACUCCGCUGUAUGUCCCUGGGUUUCCUCCUCCGCGAUCGCGGCGAUGCAGUCAUCUGGCGUGGACCAAAGAAAACGGCCAUGAUCCGACAAUUCCUCUCAGAUGUGUUCUGGGGCCCGACUGAUUACCUGCUCAUCGAUACCCCUCCCGGAACGAGUGACGAGCACAUUGCACUGGCUGAGCAGCUGCUCACGCUCUCCACUACAGACGCAGCGGCGGCUGCGCAAACAGGCUUGCCUCGACUUGCUGGUGCGGUUCUUGUUACGACGCCGCAGGCUGUGGCGACCUCGGACGUGCGUAAAGAGGCGAACUUCUGCGUUAAGACUAAUAUUCCUGUGCUUGGGGUUAUCGAGAAUAUGUCUGGGUAUGCUUGCCCCUGCUGUGGGGAGUGGGGAGGACAGGUGAUGGCCCAGGAAUUAAGUCUUCCAUUUAUGGGCAGCGUGCCUAUUGAUGUGAAAUUCGGAGAAUUGAUAGAAGGGAAGAUGGAGGCAGGGGAUAGUGAUGAGGAUGAUGAGGACGAGGAGAGCCCCAAGACUCAACCACAAGAUACUCCAGCCGAGCCUGAUGACCGGCCGCUCGUUGAACGAUACCGGGAUACCUGGUCUUAUCCUCGAUUCGAAGGGUUCGCGAAGACCCUUAUAAGCAGCAUUGAGGGCCCCGCUGCCGUGUAG